Molecule: messenger RNA, 1587 nt
Organism: Penicillium riverlandense
Lineage: Eukaryota; Fungi; Ascomycota; Eurotiomycetes; Eurotiales; Aspergillaceae
Product: putative MFS alpha-glucoside transporter
Exons: 3
Coding region: 1-1587 (528 amino acids)
Biological process (GO): carbohydrate transport; transmembrane transport
Cellular component (GO): membrane
Molecular function (GO): carbohydrate:proton symporter activity
Source: RefSeq, a predicted model, not a curated record
AUGGGAUCUGCCAACAAAAACAACACUGUUGUGGAAACAGCUCCUUCUUCCCAGGCGGUGGAAGCCGAAAAAUCAGCCCAAUUUACGGAAUAUGAACAUUCACUCGGUUUCUGGGAGGCAGUGAAGCUGCACUGGCCUGCUGUUGCAUGGGCCGUAUUCAUUAACUUAGCUACGAUCCUCAAAGGGCUGGACGGCGGCAUCGUCGGAAGCCUUGUAGGUCUAGAGACAUUCAAGGAGACCUACGGAUACGAAUACCACGGCACAUAUGUCAUCGCUGCCCAGUGGCUGUCUGCCUUCAACUAUGCCAAUCUCCUGGGAGGUAUCGUCGGUGCUCUCUCCUCAGGCUACUUGUAUGAUCGCUUCGGCCCGCGAAUCAUGAUGACUGUCUGCUCCUUCUGCUCAAUCGUCCUCAUCUUUAUCCAAUUUUUUAGCCAUACACCUGCGCAACUCUUUGUUGGUGAGCUAAUCAACGGAUGCAUUAUUGCAUUCUAUCCGAUUUCCGCUUCGGCGUAUGUCGGUGAAGUGAGCCCUCUGUCGUUGCGCGGAUUUGUGGCAUCCAUGACCAACAUCGCCUUCGUUAUUGGGCAAUUAAUCGCAUCGGGCAUUCUAAAAGGAACAGAUGGAAUGGAUGGCAAAUUGGCGUACAAAAUUCCCAUUGCGACGCAGUGGGCUCUGCCUGUUGUCAUGCUGAGCUUGGUCUUUUUCUGUCCGGAUCCUCCCUACUGGCUCUGCAAGAAGAAACGGUAUGAAGCUGCUGAAAAGACCUUGCGCCGUCUUACGACUCCGGGUGUGGACGUGAGUUUGAAGUUAGCUCAUAUCAAGGAGACUCUUCGUCUAGAGGAAAACUUCCAAGGCGAACGCCCGAGCUAUCUGGACUGUUUCCGCGGUCCCAACUUCCGGCGUUUGAUCAUAUGUGUCAUGGCAUAUGAUAUGCAGGCACUUACGGGAAACAUCUUUUUCAUCAACUACGCGGUAUAUUUCUUUGAGCUGGCGGGCCUGGAUUCGUCGGAUGCGUUUUCCAUGAACCUGGGACUUACUUCGAUUGGAUUCGUGGGGACCUGCCUUGCGUGGCCACUGUUGUCCUAUAUCGGCCGUCGAACAGCAUAUUUAUGGGGCUGCGCAGGUCUGUCUGUGCUGCUGUUUCUAAUUGGUGUGCUUGACCUGGUUCCUCGAAGCAAUUCCGGUCCAGUUUGGGCUCAAUGUGUUCUAAUGCUGGCCUGCAAUUUCGUGUACGACCUUACGAUCGGCCCAUUCUGCUUUGUUCUCCUGGCAGAAGUGUCCUCCGCCAAAUUGCGGAGCGUUACUAUCGCGUUAGCAACGGUGACAUGCCAGAGCCUCUCAAUUGUAUUCUCGGUAGCCAUUCCGUACGCCAUGAACGAAGACGAAGGAAACUGGAGAGGUAAGCUGGGGAUCCUUUUCGCAGGACUGAGCUUCAUUUGUGCGCUAUACUGCUUCUUUUGUCUGCCCGAGACCAAAGAUCGAACUUUUGAGGAGUUGGAUAUCCUGUUUGAGCGGAAAGUUCCAACCAGGAAAUUCAAGGAUUACGAUAUUCGCCUGGUCGUUGGUGCAGAGGAUGGUCAGAAGUGA